UUUUCUCUCUAAUUUAACCACUUUAACACGAUAAUAUAAAUAAUAAUAAUAGUAGACUAUUCGUACUUAAAAGUUAACUUAAAGUUAAACUAUGAAAUAUAAAUUAAGCGUUUUAUUUUACAAUAAAUGUAGAAGUACAAUUUUCCAAGAAUGCAGGAGAUACGCCGGCCACAGCAAAUGGCAAAAUAUAAAGCAUACUAAAGAGACACAAGAUGCAGCCAGGUCGGCAUUGUUUCGUAGUGUACUGUCAAAAAUGAAAGCUGUAAUACUAGAAUCUGGAAACUCAGAUCCAAAUAGCAAUCCUAAGUUAGCUACCUUGGUAGAUCAUGCUAAGAAGAUCAAUAUGCCAGCAGCAACCUUGAAAACGUAUCUAGAAAAAUUUCAAAAACCUGAGAGUGGCCAGACCCACAUACUCACUGCUAAAACUUCAUCAGGGGUCUUAUUGAUUCUGCAUGUUGAAUCUAAUAAUCUUAUUACGACUAAACUUAAUAUACAGCAUAUCCUAAAGAGGUUCAGCACCAAGUCUGUGGAUUUGUCUGUGCUGUCUAUGUUCGACUGUAUUACUUAUAUCACGGUUUCUAAAGACUGUACUUUUGACCAAGCAAUGGAGGAUGCCAUAGCAGUGGAUGCUGAAGAUGUGAAAGAAGUGAAAGAGGAUAAUGUUACUUGUUUCAAAUUCAGAAGUGAGUUCCUUUUUCCCAAUAAGGUUGCAAGUCAACUGGCAAACCUUGGGUACAAUAUACUUUCCACAGAAAAUGUAUGUGUUCCCACGACCACGAUUGAACUGGCUGAUGACGAAUUGUCGAAGAUAGACAGAUUGAAACAGAAACUUACUACCGAUGUGAAGGAAAUACGUAAAAUAGAAGAUAACAUAGCUCAGUGAGAAAUAGGACAUUUUAAUUUAUAUAUAUAAUGUAAUAAAUAAAAUACGAGAUCUUG
Ceratina calcarata is the source of this 939-nucleotide messenger RNA. Its product is annotated as putative transcriptional regulatory protein Pmob_0807. The record is from RefSeq and is a predicted model, not a curated record. Lineage: Eukaryota; Metazoa; Arthropoda; Insecta; Hymenoptera; Apidae. The transcript is spliced from 4 exons. Gene Ontology annotation, cellular component: mitochondrion. The coding region runs from base 92 to 883 and encodes 263 amino acids.